AUGGACGUUGGUAUCAUGAUAAAGAGGAAGAAGAGGUUUGUACGGGUUCAACCGAGGAUCAAGUGGGGUGCUUUGGCUAAGGAUACUGUGCAUGAGUUGGAGGGGCGGCUGGUGGCUAUGGGUGCCUGGAAGAGUAGUGGGGAUGCUAGCGCUAUGUGGACGGCGAUGACAAACUGUAUUAGGGAGGCGGCAAGAGAGGAGCAGAGGAGAACAAACAGAGUAAGGUACAAGGAAGCUAGGAAGGAGGCAAAAUUAGCGAUCACAGAGGCUAAGACUACCGCGUUUGAUCGGUUGUAUGAGGAACUAGGGGGCAAAGGUGGGGACAAGAAGCUAUUUCGGCUGGCCAAAGCGAGAGGGAGGAAGGCUCGUGAUCUGGAUCAAGUGAGGUGCAUCAAAGACGAGGAAGGUAGAGUAUUGACGGAAGACUCCCAGAUUAAGCAUAGAUGGCAGGCGUACUUUCAUAAACUUCUGAAUGAAGAGGGGAGUGGUAGCAUCGUGCUAGGGGAGUUGGGACACUCCGAGAGUCACCGUGACUUUGGGUACUGUAGGUGUAUCAAGGUUGAGGAGGUAGUGGGAGCUGUGGGUAAGAUGAAUCGGGGCAAAGCGACAGGACCAGACGAGAUUCCAGUAGAAUUUUGGAGGUAUGUGGGUAGAGCGGGCUUAGAAUGGCUGACUGGGCUGUUUAAUGUUAGUUUCAAGACGAAGAGGAUGCCAGAUGAGUGGAGAUGUAGUUUGAUGAUUCCUUUGUUUAAGAACAAAGGUGAUAUCCAGAAUUGUAACAAUUGUUGGGGCAUCAAGUUGUUAAGUCAUACCAUGAAAGUUUGGGAGAGGGUGGUGGAAGGAAGGGUGAGGAGGGCAGUAUCUAUUUCGGAAAAUCAGUUCGGGGAGAGGAAGAGGGAUUUGCACAUGGUUUUUAUUGACCUAGAAAAGGCGUAUGACAGGGUCCCUAGGGACGUUCUUUGGCGAUGCCUGGAAGUGAAAGGGGUGCUGGUAGCAUACAUUGAAUCGAUAAAGGAUAUGUAUGAUGGAGCUAAGACUCGGGUCAGGACUGCGGGAGGUGACUCCGAGCUUUUUUCGCCUGACUUCACCAAAUGUCGCUUCUGCGAGACUCCACCCGAAUCUGCGGAGCGCUUCUGCGGUGAUUUGUCCGCUUCUGCGGAGUAG
This is a messenger RNA of Nicotiana attenuata, 1164 nucleotides long. RefSeq lists its product as uncharacterized. The transcript has 4 exons. The coding region runs from base 1 to 1164 and encodes 387 amino acids. The record is from RefSeq and is a predicted model, not a curated record. NCBI's taxonomy places the organism in Eukaryota, Viridiplantae, Streptophyta, Magnoliopsida, Solanales, Solanaceae.